Molecule: messenger RNA, 2151 nt
Organism: Cottoperca gobio
Lineage: Eukaryota; Metazoa; Chordata; Actinopteri; Perciformes; Bovichtidae
Product: C2 calcium-dependent domain-containing protein 4C-like
Exons: 3
Coding region: 222-1508 (428 amino acids)
Source: RefSeq, a predicted model, not a curated record
CACAACCAUCUCAUUGGCUCAGAAGUCAGAGACCCCGGUCAUAUAAAGCGUGAGUGCUUGAUAUAGAAGCCUCUUCCCGCUGGCAAGCGUUUCGGACCAAUCGGGAAAAUACAUUUUACGCGCGGAGUGCUUGGAGAGCAGCGCAGCUGGCGGUACAUAUUUUCGAAGGAAGAGUUAUACAGCCAACAGAGUUAACUGUGAGUGGAGGCGUCUGAGUGGGCAUGUGGCUACUGGAGAAGCUCCGUAGCUCUGUGGAGAGCAGUGGGACCAAAUCUAAGUCCCCGCAGACAAUAGAGGCCAUUCCCAUCUCUGUUUAUACCAACGUCCUCACUCCAGAAAAGAUCCCUGACUUCUUCAUCCCCCCCAAACUUAUUUGCUGCCCUCCAGAGGAGUCUCUUACCCCGGAGCCUAAACACUGCUCCAAAUUACGACCCUCUGUGUCUGACCAUGCCAUCUGCAGCCAGAGCCCCAGAGCUCGGAGCAGCAACAACCCCUGCAGCCCUCGCCUCUUUCCUCGCCUGGGAGGAGACGCACGCAAUCUCCAGAGGUCAGCCAACCGUCACAUCAUCCAAAUAGAGAGUGCAGAUGAGCCGGGUGCCGGAUCUGUUGACAGGCCCAGUGUCAACACAAAUGCUGACCCCCAGUCACAGACUGCAAUGUCUCUGCCGUAUGUCCCCAAAGCUCAGACUUCAUAUGGCUUCUCCACCCUGGUGGAGUCUCCUCACACCCGCCGCAAGGAGAGCCUGUUCCACAGCGACCCAGGCACCCCCCUCACCUCCCCGAACACCCAGAGGCGCUCCCAAGGGGGGACUCUCCUGGCCCCAUCUGACCCCAACCCCUACCGCUAUUUCAGCGGUGGAGAGAGCGACACCUGCUCCUCAGCAGAGUCGUCCCCCUUUACCUCCCCUCUCCUGUCCCGCUCUGCCUCUCUCCUACGCUCCAUUACCCAGGAGACACAAGCCAAGGUGUCUCGUGCCAAGCGCACUCUGGCGCGUCACAGUUCUCUCUCCACUGAUGACUGCAGCUCAGCAGACAACAGCCCCAACAUGCAGCGCCGCCGCAUGCGCUGCACUCAAUCUCCCGCUUUCCGUGGGCAUAAAAGCAGUGGCUCAAGGGGCGCAGCGUCAGACCGCGAGCACACAAUCAACCUCCACAAGGGGGGGACACUGAGGCUGAGCACUCACUACGAGCCAGAGGCAGCUCGGCUGAGGGUGCGCGUGCUCACAGCCGAAGCCCUCUAUGACAGGCAGACGGACCUUAAAAGCAUCAACUGCUGUGUAGCACUCUACCUGAACCCUGGAAAGCAGCAGAAACAGAGGAGCACCAUCAUCAAGAAUAGCAGGAAUCCAGUAUUCAAUGAGGACUUUUUUUUUGACUCACUGCCCCAGGCACAAGUAAAGAGUCUGGCCAUGAAGAUAAAGGUAGUGAACAAAGGAACCAGUCUGAGGAGAGACGUGCUUCUAGGAGAAAGGGAGGUGCUGCUCAGUGAGCUACUCUCAGGCCUCUAGGGAGCCCCUGUCAAGACUUUGGUGAAAACAAGCAACUCAAAAUAUUGAGGGCCCUUUCUUCUCUGGCUUCCUUUUUAUCCCACUGAACAGAUCUGAUAAAUACUGGGCAGGUGAAAAGCUGCUGAUGAUAAGGGAGUGGUAGCUUGCACACUGUGGUAUGUACAUCAAUGGACGAAAAAAACUGAAAACUCAAAAGAAUUGAAAGUCCCAAUUUAUCAAGUAGCCAUCAUUAACGUUUUUCUGUCCAAAUAUCAAGCACCAUGAUUUACAUGCGUACCAGUGUAUUAGUAAUGUAAAAAAAGUGGAGCUGUUGUCCUUGUUUGUGUAUUUCUCUUGUGUUGUAGUGUUGUCUUCUCUCAUGUGGCUCAAUAUCAUAUCAGCUGUGAUGCAGGGAUGAUCUUGUUAAGGUUGGAGCUGUAGUUUUUGUAAUCAUGUAGUAAUAUUACAUGUGGGUUUUGCACGUUCCUGUGGAAACUAAUCAUUUAACGCCUCUGUGUACUUGAAAGAGUUUAUAUUUGGAAAUUAGAUUUUGGCAGUUGGUAGUUUUGUAGUUGUAGUUGUAGGUGUAAUGUUAUUAUGACUGUUGUUAUGUGACAUGCUUUUGAACAUAUGAAUAAAAACACUAAACUCUCACUGAUAUGUC